UUGUUUUAGAAUCUGAACCAGAAUCCAAGGACUCUUCUACCCAAAUUUUAUGGACUGUAUUGCGUUCAGUCAGGAGGCAUUAAUAUUAGAAUUGUUGUAAUGAACAAUGUUUUGCCACGAGCCUUAAAAAUGCAUUUCACAUAUGACUUGAAAGGCUCCACAUACAAACGGCGAGCAUCAAGAAAAGAGAGGGAGAAGUCCAACCCUACAUUCAAGGACUUGGAUUUUUUGCAAGACAUGCAUGAAGGGUUGUAUUUUGACUCUGAAACACACAGUGCACUAAUGAAAACACUACAGCGGGAUUGUCGAGUUCUAGAAAGUUUCAAGAUCAUGGAUUACAGUCUGCUGCUGGGAAUCCAUAUUCUGAACAGUAAUAUGAAGGAAAAAGAAGGAGAGAGUUCCCAGAGCACAUCAGACACAAAACGUCCUGGAGGGCAGAAAGUUCUCUAUUCUACAGCCAUGGAGUCUAUACAGGGCCUCAGGAAGUCGGGGGACUCUGUUGCCACAGAGACAACAAACACAAUGGGAGGUAUUCCAGCUAAAAGCCAUAAAGGAGAAAAGCUGCUUCUAUUCAUGGGUAUUAUUGAUAUUCUCCAGUCUUAUAGGUUAAUGAAGAAGCUGGAACAUUCUUGGAAAGCUCUUGUUUAUGAUGGGGACACUGUUUCAGUUCACCGACCAAGUUUUUAUGCAGACAGAUUUUUAAAGUUUAUGAGUACAAGAGUUUUCAAGAAAGUUCAAGCUUUAAAGUCUUCACCUUCAAAGAAACGGUGCAAUUCCAUCACAGCCCUAAAAGCGACAUCACAAGAAGUAGUGUGUGGUGUUAGCCAGGAGUGGAAGGAUGAAAAACAUGGCAUUCUUGCUGAAGGACAAAGCUACGCCAGCCUUGAUGAAGAAGUACUCAGUUCACGCCACCGGCCGGAUCUAGUGCCAAGCACUCCAUCUCUGUUUGAAGCGGCUUCCUUGGCGACCACAAUUUCUUCUUCUUCCUUGAACGUAGAUGAGCAUUAUCAACAUGAUCAACCUACACUGUAUUCUAGCAGUAAAGGGUUGCCUUCAAGCUCAACAUUCACUUUAGAAGACAGUGCCAUCUAUUUGACUUCAGAACAAAGCACACUGGAAAUGGAAAAUGAUAAUGCUUCAGUUUUGGAUGUCUACUUAGGAAGUCUUGGAUCAAAGAACCUGGUCCUCAUGGGUGGCAUUGAUUACCCAGACAUUUGGGAGGACAACACAGCAGUGCACAAACUGGCCAUGAGAUUCCUGGAAUGCAUAAGGACUGCUUCCUGUGACAGGUGCUGGACAUGCCGCCAAGGAACAGCACCUUGCUACAUUUACCGGUUACAAAUGGAAGACUUACUUAACAUGUUAACUACCAAUGGUAGCCUUGGAUACAACAAUCACAACGUUGUGGAGUUUAAGACAGCCUCCUGGAAGCACAAGAACAGUCCAUCACCUACAAAGAGAAAGGAAGGGACAGACAAGAGACCACCCCUUAGGCUUAACUAUGACCUUUUGGAUGUGCUUAAAAGCAAAAAAGAAGCAUACCAGCUAUGGAAAGGCGGACCAAUACCCGUUGAGGACUACAGGAACCUUGCUAGGGCAUGCAGAGAUGCAGACAGGAAGGUUAAGGCUCCACUAGAACCGAAAUUGGCCAGAGAUGUCAAGAAGAAAGCGUUCUCCAGACAGGUGAGCAGUAAGCAGGAGCACAGGGAAGACACAGGCCCAUUACUAAACAGGGCAGGGAAACGAGUUACUAAGAAUACUCACAAGGCAGAGGUUCUCAAUACCUUCUUUGCCUGUGUCUCUACUGGUGUAGCUGGACCCCAGAUCACAGGAUCAAGUAGCCACAAUUAUGGACAUGUUGACCCACCGGUAGUGGCCCUCUGCAAGGGCUCAACCACAUAA
Messenger RNA from Leptosomus discolor (cuckoo roller), 1902 nucleotides. Lineage: Eukaryota; Metazoa; Chordata; Aves; Leptosomiformes; Leptosomidae. The record is from RefSeq and is a predicted model, not a curated record.